This is a messenger RNA of Drosophila willistoni, 1439 nucleotides long. It is a transcript of the gene Drip, whose product is annotated as aquaporin. Gene Ontology annotation, biological process: transmembrane transport. The record is from RefSeq and is a predicted model, not a curated record. Lineage: Eukaryota; Metazoa; Arthropoda; Insecta; Diptera; Drosophilidae. Gene Ontology annotation, molecular function: water channel activity. Gene Ontology annotation, cellular component: plasma membrane. Bases 483 to 1220 code for a protein of 245 amino acids. The transcript has 4 exons.
AACUUAACAAAGUUUCGCGGAAAAUCUGCACAAAAUCAAAUCAAACUACCAAUAAUAGACAAACGGCUUACAUCUUGGCUGCUGCUUUCUCAACAAGGCUAAUUAAAUUGAAAAAUUACAAACCAAAAAGAGUAGAAAAAUAAUUGUAGACGCGCUUUCAUCUCGCUUGUUAAUUGAUCAACGAAAUUCAAAAAAAAAAACUUCAAUUAUUUUGGACAAUUGUGCAACUGGUCCUCACCCUCAAUACAAGACACUUAACCUUAACUUAACAAUUAUUAUUGUUAAAUAUUAUUCGAUUCAAGUGCGCCAAACCAAAAACACCUCCCCCCACCCCGAAAAAAACGUACUUUUACUUCAAACGAAAGCAAAGCCCCCCACGCGGUUAACAAAAAAAAAAUUUGAAAGAAAUAAUAAAAAUUAUUCAAGUGGCAGCUGAAGUAAAUAAAAAAAAAUUAUUAUUAUUGUAAUUUCAAAUAACCAAAAUGGUUGAGAAAACAGAUAUGUCGAAAUUUGUGGGCGUCGCCGAUAUCACAGAGAACAAGAAUAUAUGGCGAAUGCUGCUGGGUGAAUUGAUUGGAACAUUUUUCUUGGUAUUUGUUGGCGUUGGUAGUACCAGCAGCGGAAGUGUACCACAGAUUGCAUUCACCUUUGGCUUGACGGUGGCCACAUUGGCCCAGGGUCUGGGUCACAUCAGUGGAUGUCAUAUCAAUCCGGCCGUUACCAUUGGGUUCUUCAUUGUGGGCGAGAUGAGCAUUCUGAAGUCCGCCUUCUAUAUUAUUGUACAAUGUGUGGGGGCCAUAGCUGGAGCAGCUGUGAUCAAAGUGGCUGUAGCUGGCAUCGAUACCAAUGAGUUGGGUAUAUCGGCAUUCAAUAGCGGUUUGGAUGUGGGUCAGGCUGUAUUGAUUGAAGCUCUGAUCACCUUCAUUUUGGUAUUUGUGGUCAAAGCGGUGUCAGAUCCCGGUCGUCAGGAUAUCAAAGGAUCAGCUCCCCUGGCCGUGGGACUAUCUAUUGCUGCAGGUCAUUUGUGUGCUAUAACAUUGACUGGCGCCAGCAUGAAUCCGGCUCGCUCUUUCGGCCCGGCUGUGGUCCAGGGCUUGUGGAAAAAUCAUUGGGUCUAUUGGGUGGGUCCUCUGGCUGGAGGCAUUUUAGCCGGUCUUAUCUACCGGUUCAUUUUCAAAGUGCGCAAGGGAGACGAUGAGGCCAGCUCGUAUGACUUUUAAUUCUACGGAAAUUUCAACAUAAUUUCCAUUAAUUGUUGUCCCAGCUAUCUACAUAUUUACUACACAUCCCCCCUCGCACACAUUCACCCAUCCACAUCUCCAUCAUUUACACUAUCAUAAAUACUCUUCCCAUUUUCAUUUCCACGCAUUGAAAUUUAGUUUAGUGCAAUCACACACACAAAAAACAAGCAAAAACAAAAACUGUUGAACAAUUUUUAU